This is a messenger RNA of Vigna unguiculata (cowpea), 1808 nucleotides long. RefSeq names its product putative polygalacturonase. NCBI's taxonomy places the organism in Eukaryota, Viridiplantae, Streptophyta, Magnoliopsida, Fabales, Fabaceae. The record is from RefSeq and is a predicted model, not a curated record.
CAAACCAUUAGACAAGUUUUGGCAAAAGAAGAAUAAUAAGAAGGGAAAGGGAAAGAGAAAUGCAAUAGGAUUUUGAAGGGUUCUGCAUCCAAUUUCAAUUAUCACACGCACGAAACAUUUACAGCAGAGUAAGAAUGGCAGUGAUUCUGUGUGUGUGUGUGAGGACAACAGAACCAAACAAUUACUUCCACUUUUAAUGCUUUCACCAACUACGCACACAUAGCAGAACCCAUUGUCCUUAACUGCAGAGAGAGCCCUUUUCGUUUCGCUCGUUCUUCGUUUCUCCUCCGAAUCUGAUCCAGCAAAAAUGCGCCUCCGCUUCUUCACUUUGGUGUGUUUGUGUUGUUGUUGGUUCGUCUCGAGCGAGGGCGAAACGGUGUCGUGUUCGAAAAUAGUGCCGUUGGGGUUCCGCAGCGGCAACAUUUCCAUAACGGAAUUCGGCGGCGUGGGUGACGGGCGCACCCUCAACACCAAGGCCUUCAGGGAGGCCAUAUACAGGAUUCAGCACUUGCCACGUGUUGGAGGCACGCUCCUUUACGUCCCUCCCGGGGUCUACUUAACGGAACCCUUCAACCUCACCAGCCACAUGACGCUCUUCCUCGCUGCCGGUGCCGUUAUCAUGGCCACGCAGGAUUCAUCGAAUUGGCCUUUGAUUGCACCCUUGCCUUCUUAUGGAAGAGGAAGGGAGCUGCCUGGAGGAAGGUAUAUGAGUUUUAUGCAUGGAAAUGGAGUUCAGGAUGUGGUAAUCACUGGUGAAAAUGGGACAAUUGAUGGACAAGGAGAUGUGUGGUGGAAUAAGUGGAGACAGGGAUCUCUUCAGUUUACCAGACCAAACCUUGUUGAAUUUGUGAAUUCUAAAGAUAUCAUUAUUUCAAAUGUAAUCUUCAAGAAUUCUCCUUUCUGGAACAUACACCCAGUUUACAGCAGCAAUGUUGUUAUUCGAUUUGUCACCAUUUUGGCGCCACGAGACUCUCCAAAUACUGAUGGCAUUGAUCCAGAUUCAAGUUCAAAUGUAUGCAUAGAGGAUUCAUACAUAUCUACUGGAGAUGAUCUUGUGGCUGUGAAGAGUGGAUGGGAUGAAUACGGGAUUGCUUAUGGCCUUCCCAGCUCUAACAUCACCAUCAGGCGCGUAAGUGGAUCAUCUCCAUUUGCUGGGAUUGCUGUUGGCAGUGAAACCUCUGGUGGGGUGGAGAAUGUACUUGCUGAACACAUCAACCUUUACAAAAUGGGAAUUGGUAUUCACAUUAAGACCAACAGUGGCAGGGGUGGAUUCAUAAAGAAUAUAACAGUGUCUCAUGUGUAUAUGGAGGAGGCAAGGAAGGGAAUAAGGAUCUCAGGUGAUGUUGGGGGCCACCCAGAUGACAAAUUUGAUCCGAAUGCUCUUCCCCUUGUGAAGGGUGUCACAAUUAAGAAUGUUUGGGGUGUGAAGGUUUUGCAGGCUGGCUUGAUACAAGGGGUGAAAAAUUCACCUUUCACUGAUAUUUGCCUUUAUGAUAUCAACCUUCGAGGAGUGACAGGACCUAGAAAUCCUCCUUGGAAAUGUUCUGAUGUGUCUGGGUUUGCUCAUCAGGUUAGUCCUUGGCCAUGUUCUGAACUUAGCAGCAACCAGCAGGGGUCAUGUGCCAAUUACUCCUGAGAGGAGCAACCAUUGGCUUCUUUUGUUGAUUUAUCGCAAUGGAAGACAUUGCAAAAUGAAGACUUGUUUGUUUAAAUUUUAGUGGAAUUGAUUUAGACUAAUAAUUUUAAAUUGUUAAAUGUAAUUGAGAUGUAUGUCUAAGUUCAUUUCAAUAAUAAAAAUUAUGUUAAAA